GUCCCUUGUAAUCAUUUAGGAGCACUAUUGUUUGUCCAUGGAUCCUCUCAGCGCUCUACGUGCAACUUACUACAUCGUUCUCUUUGGUAUUGAACUGGAUCAAGUCCCACUAGAAGUCAAAAACAGCUUGGAACUUGUACGUACCUGCCAUACCGACUUGCAAUAUCUUAUCGAAAUCCGCAACGAGUUGCUGCCCCUUCUUCAGAGACGUCCCAAAGUUCUCGAGCGCGUCAACAGCAUCGUCGAAACAACCCACAAGGGCCUGGUUGAGGUCUGUGAGAUCGUGGAAAAAAGUCGUCCUCGGUUGAACAAUGGAAGGACCCCGUUCAGGAGCAGGUUGUCCUGGAUUCUACUCGACUCCGCCCAGUUCAAAGCACAAAGACCGGUCAUCAGUCGGCACCACGCUUCUGUUCUAGCAGAAUUGAACUUCCUGCGACAGAUUGCGCUGCUCACACCGUCGCCUAAAAGUGUUAACAAAGGCGAUGAUGAUGGCACCAAAAAAUCGACGAUGUUGUUUGAUAACGUUGCACUCUUGGAGGACUUGAUUGGGAAGGCCAAUGUUUCAGGAUCCGCAAUCUCACCACCAGCUUACCCAAACGACAUCAAACCUCCCGAGCAAAGCCAACCACACGACUCAACAGCCAGCCGGACCCUCUUUGCUGUGCCCUCGAGGCCCUCUACCGUAUUCUCGACCCCGUCUCCUUCAUCGAUACCUCGAGACUGUCCCAAACUCCCCACUGAUUUUCUCUUUCCCUCAUUAUCAACAAUCAACAUCCCCGAGCACCUCCUCGACCAAACACGCGAUGCGCCGAGCGAAUCUGAAUAUGAAAAGACAGGGGGUGAAGUCCUAGAUUCGUCGGAUGGAGACGGAAUGUCACUUUUGUUCGGGGAUUACGCAAAUAUGACACCGAUAUUAUCAUCAACGCCGUCUGUGUCGAGCGUAUCUACAACCAUGUCACCAUGGCCCCCCGGCGCUGAUCAUCUGUAUCGACCAGCCUCUGUGGUGUCUUCUCUAUCGUCUUUGCGCGGAACGCCUGAGUUCCCCAACUCGGAGACCACAUUGGGGGAUCGAUCUACUUCGGCAAGGUCUUUGGAAGAUAGAGCCCAUGAGCAUCAAUCGGAGGAGCUCCAUCGUCGGAAUAUGGAUAGCCCGUCUGUUCCAGGCAUGGUUAGCCACGCGAUAUCAUCACGAAGCAUUUCAACUACAUCCUCAAAUCCCACACCUGCGCCGUCUUUGGUGCGUCAAUUCCGCGCGUGGUCAUCGCCGUCGUUUUCGCUGUUAGGCCAACACAGGCGCAAGGCUUCUUACCAGUCCAGCACUCCAAAUACAUCACCAUCAGAUACAACGGAGGACUCAAAGGUUACAUCUCCUAGCUUCAUUCCUCCAGAUGCUCAAUUCGGUCAACACGUCGUCUCAAAUGGCCGUUUCCGCGCAUAUAGUCGCGGGAUUCGCAACGACGCUGCCACUAGGCGUCCCACCUCUCCGUCUCGACUCCGUCGGCUAGAUGAGCAGGCAGUCAUUACGGACUUCGCGUACGAAGAGCGGUCAUUGCGAUCACAGGCCCAUAAGCCUUGUGACAACCGGGAAAGACCUCCUCACCCGCUUUCGCAAGCUAUAUCUGAAUAUUCUCUCCGGGGAGGCCAGAUACCACAAACCAGAGAUGAUAUAGUACCUCAGCAAGAGCCUGGGCAAGCCCGAGUUUUUGAGAUGAUGGGCUCGAUUCCAGACUUACAUCAACUCGCCAACUAUCAACGUCCAAUCAACCAGAGGCAGUUCGUUGAGGACACGUCGCCAAUGGCCAGUAAGGAGAAGCAGGGAUCAACGUCCUUCCCUUCUGACCCGGGGGUGUUUGAGCUGCCGUAGGGCCCUGGGUACGAAUACCAAUGCCCUACAUAGUC
This is a messenger RNA of Colletotrichum phormii, 1899 nucleotides long. RefSeq lists its product as uncharacterized. Bases 38 to 1864 code for a protein of 608 amino acids. The record is from RefSeq and is a predicted model, not a curated record. NCBI's taxonomy places the organism in Eukaryota, Fungi, Ascomycota, Sordariomycetes, Glomerellales, Glomerellaceae. The transcript has 3 exons.